CUCUUUGAUAGAAAGAGAAUCCGAUUCCAGUUUCAAACCUGAUGAUUGUGUUUUGAUUGCAUCAUAUGUAAGUAAGUAAGUAAGUAUGUGAGAUCUGCAGCCGGUUCAAAAGUGCUCCGGAUCCUGUUUGUCUGUAAGCAGUUUCUGUCUCACUGUUGAGCAACGCGUUUUCCUGUGAAACUAUUUCACCCUGGAGGGAGAAUCUCCGUGUGCUUCAUGUUACUGCUGGCUGAUUGCCUUCAUGACCCGCUCCAUGAUGCUUCCAGGCGUGUGACCCUGCGCGGAUACGCCAGACUUUGCGUGUGUUCACAUACAACUCCUGUGUGCUUUAUUAUGUAACUCUGAAAACUCCAGAUGGACAAUAAGCAACUGCCGGCUGCCCUUUGCACUGAAUGGCAGUUCUGUUAUUCUGGAAAGAUGACGUUGGAGGUGUUCCUCCCCUUGGACCUCAACAGCUCUACGUUGCUCUAAGUUCUUUUAUCAAAUAUGAGUUGUCAGCUGAGCCAGAAGCUGCAGAGUAAACACAGCAGCGCUGCAAACAAAUUCCAUAGCUGGGUUGAGAUUGAGGAAGGCGCCUACGGAGAAGGCCACCAAACACCCCCUUCCCCCCCCUCCCUCCCGACCGGUUCCAGUGGGCUCCCAAGUUGCGCUUACGACACUUUUGGCACUCGACCCUGUUUUUCUACCCUCCCAACAUCUCAUGGCACAAGUGUAGCGGACUCGGGGGAUUAUUAAUUGUUAUAAAAAUGAAGCAAUACAUCUGACCCCCUCUCUAGGACGGAAGAAGAGCAACACGCACAUUGGAACUUCUUGCACCUGCUGCGUUGGUACAGUCAUAGAACAUUCUGUACCUGGUGUUGCCAUCGACCCCCUUGGACACAGCCGAAGGAACUUUGAGUGCGAGACGUUUUUGAUCGUGUUGGACCAACAACAUGUGAGAGUAUAACCAUCCGUGACGGACAGCUAGUGAUGCCAUAAUGAGCACUACGGCUCGACCCGGGUACUGAAAAGAGCGUGGGAAUCUUCAUGUCCACACUCAUCAGAACGUGAAGUCUUGCGCACACAAACGGAAUAUCUUGCGUAGCCCGGCGAGCCCGCAGCUUUGCCGUUUAACCCCUAAAGUGCCACUUAAAAGUAGUUUGAUUUCGGCCACGCCCGUGCACGGCGCCAGGAUGCCUCAUAGAGCCGCCCGCUGUUCCUGAGAACGAGGCCUGGGGGGGGGGGGGGGGAGGGAGACUGCGUAGGAAAUGACAGAAUGCAUGACAGAAUGCAAAGCGCUGGUGACUCCGUCCACGCGCAACGGCCACCACGUCUUCAGCUACACGCUAGAGAGCCACACGGCGGCCGCCUUCGCCAUCAUGAACGAGCUGCGCGCGGGGCGCCAGCUGUGCGACGUCACGCUGCGCGUGCGCUACAAGGACCUGGAGGCGGUGGACUUCGAGGCCCACAAGGUGGUGUUGGCCUCCUCGUCGCCGGUCUUCAGGGCCAUGUUCACCAACGGCCUGAAGGAGUGCGGGAUGGAGCUGGUGUCCAUCGAGGGGAUCCACCCCAGGGUGAUGGAGCGACUGAUAGAGUUCGCCUACACUGCCAGCAUCUCCGUGGGGGAGAAGUGUGUGAUCCACGUGAUGAACGGCGCCGUCAUGUACCAGAUAGACAGCGUGGUCAAGGCCUGCUGCGAUUUCCUCGUCCAGCAGCUCGACCCCAGCAACGCCAUCGGCAUCGCCAACUUUGCUGAGCAGAUCGCGUGCAUGGAGCUCCACCAGAAGGCCCGCGAGUACAUCUACAUGAACUUCAGCCAGGUGGCGACCCAGGAGGAGUUCUUCAACUUGUCCCACUGCCAGCUGGUCACCCUCAUCAGCCGAGACGAGCUCAAUGUGCGCUGUGAGUCCGAAGUCUUCCAGGCGUGCGUGGCCUGGGUUCGCUACGACCGGGAGAACCGGCGGCCGUACGUCCAGGCGCUCCUCCAGGCCGUCCGCUGCCACUCGCUCACGCCCAACUUCCUGCAGGCCCAGCUCCAGUCUCUGGACUGGGACCCCCAGUGCAAAGACUACCUGGCCCAGAUCUUCCAGGACCUCACCCUCCACAAGCCCAACAAAGUCAUUUCUUGGAGAACGCCAAAGGUGCCGCAGCUGAUCUACACAGCGGGGGGUUAUUUCCGCCAGUCUCUCAGCUACCUGGAGGCGUAUAAUCCCUGCACGGGAGCCUGGCUGCGGCUGGCUGACUUGCAGGUACCCCGCAGUGGCCUGGCAGCGUGCGUGAUCAGUGGGCUUUUCUACGCUGUGGGUGGAAGGAACAACGCGCCCGAUGGCAACAUGGACUCCAAUGCGUUGGACUGCUACAAUCCCAUGAACAACUGCUGGCUGCCGUGUUCCCCCAUGAGCGUGCCAAGGAACCGGAUCGGAGUGGGCGUAAUCGAUGGCAUGAUAUAUGCAGUCGGAGGAUCACAUGGCUGCAUUCAUCACAAUAGUGUUGAAAGGUAUGACCCAGAACGGGACCAGUGGCAACUGGUGGCCCCCAUGUUGACCCGGCGGAUCGGUGUAGGUGUCGCUGUCAUCACCCGGCUGCUCUAUGCCGUGGGGGGGUUCGACGGGGCCAAUCGCCUCAGCUCCUGUGAGUGCUACAACCCCGAGAGGGACGAGUGGAAGACCAUGGCCGCCAUGAACACUGUGCGCUCCGGAGCAGGUGUGUGCUCUCUGGGGAAUCGCAUCUUUGUGAUGGGCGGCUACGAUGGCACCAACCAGCUGAACACAGUGGAGCGCUAUGAUGUGGAAACUGAUACCUGGAGCUUCGCUGCCUCCAUGAGGCACCGGCGCAGUGCUCUGGGAGUCACUGCAUUACAUGGAAGCAUCUAUGUAAUGGGAGGCUACGAUGGCAACACGUUCCUGGACAGCGUGGAGUGUUACGACCCCGAGAACGACACGUGGUCGGAGGUGACUCACAUGACAUCCGGGCGGAGCGGCGUUGGAGUGGCCGUUACCAUGGAGCCGUGCCAGAAAGACCUGCAACCGGGUCAGAAGUGUGAGAGGGAGUGUGUCCCCACGUCACCGGCCAACCCGUCAGCUCACUGCGGGUCCAGCUCCUACAACAACCAGCGGCACGACGGGCCCUUCGGCACGGACUGAUGGAGCUGUCCCUGGCACGCACACACACACACACACACACACACACACACACACACACACACACACACACACACACAUAGACAGACACACAUAGACAGAUGGACGGGCACCCCAAAACGCCACGCUGUCUUACCAAAUCCACACAAAGACCCUCACAACAAAUUAGAGACCACAGUGAAACACCACACGCUGCCUCACUGGUUCUGGACAAGCAAAAAAUAAAUAAUGAAAACUUUCUUGUAAAAUUGCAAUGGAAUAAAUAUUGAAGUGUCCGCAUUGGACCAUCUAUUUAAAGUGUAAGCCCACAUCCUACGGUCCACUUUUCUAGACGGGUAAGUUGGUCAGUUAGUUUGGGGUUUUGCAUGUGGCGCGUUCUGUUGGACCAUCACCUCCCAUGUUCUAAGCCCGGGGAGGAAAGGGCUGCACACUAAAACAUUCAAAGACUCAUUGGCUCUUAACACUUUAAGCAAAGGUUAUUUAUAAAGGAGAAUGCUACAAAAACAUAGCAUUUGACAGCACAGGCAGUAGAGUACAAAGUGCCAUUACAAUACCUGUGGGCAUUACUGACAUCAGUAUGUUGCCCAGAGGAUCUUUGAUGAAACGACAGAAUCACUGUUUGGUUAAAAUUGGUUCAGUUAAUGCAGACAGGCACAAGAAAGGACGAGCAUUUCCUGGUUCCCCGUCCUGAGCCUCUGCUGUGACGUUUGCGUGAAUGUGUCCCAAGUCCCGUUCAGCAAACUAUUGUUAAUUUCAGCCAAAUGAAGGCCAUCUGUUUACAAGUACACUUAAUGAUAAUAUUAAUUAAUUUUAUUCAUUGGCACCUUUCAAAGAACUCAACGACACCUGACAGUUGUAAACAAGCAGCAAUGCAUCACAGAGACAAACAACGGCAAAGUGAUUCUGUUAUAUUUAAACGCAUAAAAAAAAUUGAGACUACGCAGUGAAAUAUUGUCUGACUUCACACCCGAUACGCGAAGGUCUGUGGUUAUUAAUUAUUAGAUUUGUGUCUUUAACAGCAGAAACAAGCUGGGCAUGAGGGGCACGUGCUUUCUAAAUUAGGGCUCUAAAAACAACGUAAAGGUGAGCAAAUUUAUUAACUUUUAUUUCGUCUAUACAUUCGUAUCCACACGACAGGCCUUACUAACGCCGACUUUAGUUUAUACCAAAGAAAGUUCAUUGCCACAAAUGAUCUCGUAUCACUCGUAUGUCAACAAGUUGUUCUUAUAUGAGGCCCGAAUUUAUCAUUUCAAUUGCUUGUGGAGGAGAAAAAAGGAGGAAAAAAAACUGCAUCGUAACAAAUCUGUUCUUUAAUAUCCACUUGUAUGUUCAUGAAAUGGGAUUACUGGCGUUGGAACUGGCUGUGUUGCUUCUUGUUUGGGUGUCGGAGAGUCUGAUCCAGUAUAAUUGGGUGUAUGAAGUGCCAAGAGAACGAAAAAAAAACGGGCUUUGACGCCGUUUAGAGGAAUAGGAAUACAGUAGCAUUUAAAAAUGGUUUUUAGAAAAGCUUGAUUACUGACACAAACAAGACGCCUACUUGCGUCCAACAGACCUCAGAGGAGAAGUGUUGCAAUGUAGUGCUCACACAUUGUACAAGAAUAACAAAAGUGUAUUUGUAACAGCGAUUUAAGCUAAAAAUGUUUAUUCAGUGAUGUUUUUUGUACAUUGAUAUUCUAAGAAGUCUUGUACAGAAUCUCAGAUCUCCCUUUUUUAUUUAUUUGUUCAGUAUGGUUUUCUCGUUCCUCUACACUGACAUCAGCUUUGUACUGCAUUGGACUCUGGUGUUGUGUUUUUCAAUAAGUAGCAUGCCUUGUAACUAAGUAGAAAUGCCUGAUGCUAAUUUUGGAUGUUUGUGCUUCACUUCUAAAGGGACUUAUUUUUCUCUUGUCAGUAGUUGGAAUGCAAAUUAUAAUGUUAAAGGUCUGCUUUGUAAAUUUUCUUUUACAGCAAAAAUUUCCCUGUACAAUACAUUUUAAAGUAAAAUAUGUUUGUUGUA
Molecule: messenger RNA, 5115 nt
Organism: Pungitius pungitius (ninespine stickleback)
Lineage: Eukaryota; Metazoa; Chordata; Actinopteri; Perciformes; Gasterosteidae
Gene: keap1b
Product: kelch-like ECH-associated protein 1b
Exons: 8
Coding region: 1248-3122 (624 amino acids)
Molecular function (GO): protein binding
Source: RefSeq, a predicted model, not a curated record